This is a messenger RNA of Aspergillus caelatus, 1283 nucleotides long. RefSeq names its product NOPCHAP1/New4 family protein. NCBI's taxonomy places the organism in Eukaryota, Fungi, Ascomycota, Eurotiomycetes, Eurotiales, Aspergillaceae. The transcript is spliced from 3 exons. The record is from RefSeq and is a predicted model, not a curated record. Gene Ontology annotation, biological process: box C/D snoRNP assembly. Bases 331 to 1071 code for a protein of 246 amino acids.
GAGCGGGGUGUGAAACAGAGUAAAAGUAACAAAAGGAGAGAAAGAGAAUAAGAUCUUGAAUGCAAGACGCAAAUCGAGAUCACAUUAUGGCCCCCAUUGGCUCCCUCCGUCCAAAAAUAUCCCUGUCAUGCUUUUCUUCAAUAUUAUCCUUAAUCAACUAACCUCCGUCUUCAAACAACCCCCUAAAUCCACACUUCGCACCAAUUGAUAUUGCCCACCCUCCCCCUGGAAAAUCUAGUUGAUUCCUUCGAGCCGCCCCCCACAUCCUGCGCGAAACGCUGUGAGGUGCAAAGGAGGGGAAAAGUUACUCUUCAUUGGCAGGGCGCAAUCAUGGCUGAUAGUGAUCGGAAGCGCCCGCAGUCCGACGAUCCCCAACCGCAACCUGCAUGCGAUGCCAUUUCUCCCUCUAAACGGUCAAGUAGCCAUUCCAAUCAGAAUGAUAACGUUGGUGACGAGAGUGACGAGCGGCGCGUAUUCUCGCUAGCCCUGCGCGACAAUGUCCAAAAGGCACACGCACCUCCGGACAAAAAUGAUAGCGACAGUGACGAUGACGAUUACACCUCAUCCUCCGGGAGUGAUAGUGACGAAGACGACGAGAUUGACGAUGAGGAAGACGACCAAGAUCGUGAUGUAAAAAGUGACAAUGGCUCUGAUCAUUCUUUACCGCGCAUACCUGCUCUACAAAAACCUCAAAUACAUCGUAUCGAGAAAAACCCUGAUCUCCUCUCCCGACUGUCUGCGUUUCUUCCGCAAAUGAAAAGCGCCAAUGAUAAACUACAGCAAGAGAUAGAGGCUGGGAGGGGGAAGGACCUGAGGUUGGACGAGGUGGAUGAUCAAACUGAUGGCCAAUAUAUUGAAAUGAACCUGGGCCUAGGCGUCCUGGAAGAGAAACGCCCGGCCGACGGCGUCGUCCCUAGUGCAAAGAGCGAAGGUUCGGACGAAGGCCCUGCAGACAGCCACGCAAAAUCACACCCGAAUGCGCCAUCCGAGUCGAACGUAUUGGAGACGUUGAUGGGAAACCAAGAUGCUACAUCGUCGAAAAAGCCAACCAUUGAGGAAAUGAACGAAUAAAAAACAGUAAACGUGGGAUUGGGUUGCAUGGACGGCGCUUACGGAUGUGAUAUGUUUUCACCUACAUAUUGGAUGGGCUUUUUGUGCGUGUUCAACUUAUUGUAUGAUAUAUUCUCUGCUUGGCCUUUGGUGAGUCCUCGACGUGGGAUCUAAAAGUUUUUUGUUAUGUCGUCACUAGAAGAAUAGACUAGAGUAAUUGUAUGGCUUGCUCG